ACUGCUUGGCAUUGGAAUUUAUAACCCAUUUCGACAAGAAAAAGUGAUACUCCAUAACAAUGUGACUAAGGGAAAAUUAAUGCUCUUCGAAUUUAAGGGUUUCGAUUGAACUUCACCUAAAUUCUUUAAAAUUAAGCCUUAUCAAUGCCAUCAAAUCUCACGAAACGCUUAGAAAUUUACUUGAAUUUAUUCUGCUUAGUUAAUUUUAAAAAGUUCGUCUACUGUAUAGUUGAAAUAUGAUAUGUGUACAUAUUAAUGUAUACCGAUUGAUAUGUAUAGAACUCAUUUAUUUGAAAUACAUUAUACAAUUGUUCAUACAAUAUAUAUUAGUGUCUAUAUCAUAUAUUUUUGAGCGAAAAUUGGUAUCCAUUAUCUUAUUCAAUCAAUGAAUGUGUGUGUGUAUAUAUAACUACUCUUGAUAGAUAUGAGAUGACAAAGUAAGUGUUAACCGCACUCCCCCUUUUUCUCCUUUAAAAAGGGAUGGCAAACACAAUUGAGGGCAAAGCGUGAAGAAUAUCUCAUACUCAUCACCAUGGAUGUUGAGAAAGUCUUCCACAUGACAGGAGGAGUUGGAGAAACUAGCUAUUCCAAAAAUUCUUCACUUCAGAAGAAGGCAUCUGAUAUGGUGAAGCAUAUAACUCUUGAGACAGUAGAAGAAGUUUAUCUAGCAACAAAGCCUAAAAGCAUAGGCAUAGCUGACUUAGGUUGUUCCUCAGGACCUAAUACUUUGUCAAACAUUAAGGACAUCCUGGAUAAAAUCGAAGGUACCAGCAGGAACAUAUUUCAGCAAUCUGCACCAGAAUUCAGAGUGUUUCUGAACGACCUUCCGACGAACGACUUCAACGCAAUCUUCCAGGCCUUGCCAGAAUUUCAUCAUUGGUUAAAGCAGAAAGGAAAUGAUCAUGAAAAUAAAGGCACUUCAAAAAUAUACGUCGCUGCUUAUCCUGGCUCAUUUUAUGGAAGACUUUUUCCAGAUAAUUGCUUGCACUUCAUCUAUUCCUCAUAUAGUUUGCACUGGCUUUCCAGGGUUCCACGAGGACUGUAUGAUGAACAAGGCAAUUCCUUGAACAAAAAUAGUAUAUACAUAUCUGAACAUAGUCCUUCUGAAGUUUCCAAAGCUUACUUGGACCAGUUUAAGGAAGACUUCUCAUUGUUCCUCCAAUCACGGUCAGAUGAGCUUGUUAAUGGAGGAAAAAUGGUGUUGAUUUUAUUGGGAAGAGAAGGUUUUAACCAUGUUGAUAGAGGAAAUUCUUUCUUCUGGAAAAUCCUCUAUCAAGCAUUACAAAAUUUAAUUAGCAAGGGAGAUGUGGAAAAGGAAAAGCUUGAUUCUUAUGAAGUACAUUUCUAUGCACCUUGCAAGGAAGAAAUAGAAGAAAUAACAAGGAAAAACGGGUGUUUUGAAGUGGAGAGGCUUGAAAUGUUUGAAAUAGAGAAAACAAUUGGAAAAGGCAUGAGCUAUGGAACAAUGGUGGCUAUGACAGUCAGGUCAAUCCAAGAAUCAAUGGUGGCACACCAUUUUGGAGAAGCAAUUGUAGAAGGAUUGUUCAAGGAAUAUGGUAGAUUGGUGGAUGAAGAAAUGGCGAAAGAGGAUAUAAGGCCUAUCACUUUCCUAUUAGUUCUUCGAAAACCAUAACAAAAUUGGUGCAUAUCGAGAUGAUAUGUCUCUGCAAUUUAAUGUGCAUACAGUACAAUAAAUUAGCAACUACAACUAGAUUAGAAAUGAUGAUGUUCAAAUUAUACUUGGUGUGCCCUCCAAUCAAAGUGCACGAAGAUCCAAGAUAUAUAUGCCGAAAUUAGUUGACCCGUAUUUUAUUAGUAUAUGUUCAAAAGAUUGAUAAUCUAAAACCGUAGAUCAUAAAAUACUGCUCAGUAGUGUACUUCAAAAUGUGAUUAAAAAAAUACUUAUAAGAUGAGCGGAUUUAUGGUAAAUCUCUCGAGAUCUUUUUA
Molecule: messenger RNA, 1947 nt
Organism: Capsicum annuum
Lineage: Eukaryota; Viridiplantae; Streptophyta; Magnoliopsida; Solanales; Solanaceae
Product: probable methyltransferase TCM_000336
Exons: 4
Coding region: 533-1633 (366 amino acids)
Biological process (GO): methylation
Molecular function (GO): S-adenosylmethionine-dependent methyltransferase activity
Source: RefSeq, a predicted model, not a curated record